UCCAGGCAAUCUCAUGGUGUACAAUUCACAGCGAACGGGUCAAUGGACUUCUUAUGGGUCUGCGUCCUGAUCUAUCUCCUUCCAGUCGUUAGCCCUCUGGACGUUUACCACCAGACGCCGUCAUCUCAGGUUCUUUCAGUUGGAAGUACCUUUAAGGUGGAUUGCCACACGGGCUGGUUACCAGGUGGGAAAGUUAAUUGGUACAAACGGCAGCACCAGGAACAUUUACAGUUCGUUUACUCUGUGAUGGAGUACACACCCCCCGCUGGAAGGUUAUCGGGACAAGUCAACGCUGAAAGUACUAUUUACUCCCUGAUUGUUAAUGAUGUGCAGAGAAAUGAUUCGGGGUGGUAUUACUGUUCAGCCAAAUCAUCUACCGAAGAGCCGUUCGUGUUCGGUAACGGUACCAAACUAGUGAUUACAGGGUCUCCGCGCAUUGUUCUCUUAACACCGCCGAUGACUGAAAUUCGUAGGGUGAAAACUGUCCAGUUGAUGUGCUUGGUGCAAAACGUGGACGUCGAUGCCCAUAUCAUACUCUGGAGUGUUUCGGGGCGUAAUAUCGAGGGACGAGUGGAUUCCGGAACAAUAGACCGCGACGGGACACAAAGUUUCAGGAGUCAGAUCGGAAUUCCGGUGGAGACAUGGCGCAGCGGCGCCGUGUGCACUUGCGCCCUUCGAGUCAACGCGACCGAAAACUUCAUUGCUGACAGUGUUUUCCCUAGGAAAGAUCCCCCUUCCCUCAAUAUUUGCCUUUUACUGUAUUAUGCCGGCUUCCCUGUGGCAAUUGUAAUUCUGUUCAUGGUUAUAUUCGCCGUCGGACGCAGCUGCAAGAACCGACAGUCAGGCAGGAAGAGCGGUCGGAUGAACUUUGCAGAAGUGAGAACUCGGGCGGCAGGAAAUGAUACUACCUACGCUACUUUGGCUUUUAAUGAUGACACGAGAGCGAGGGGGCAAAGGGAAGGGAGGAUAUCGCUACCCCGAUAUUCUCUGCAGUAGAAGGUCUGCAUUCGAAUAUGGUUGUCAGUGACAGUUCUAACCCAGCGGUGCUAAUUUCCUGCGGUUUUCCGGGAGCUAUGGCCCAGUAGCUGGCCAUUUUCUACAGAUGAGAUGUAUUUCUUUCCUGGUAUCUGCGCAAUUCAGCGAGUUAAACAAUGCUAAGCGAUUUCUUACGUGCCCAAUUGAGAAACUACCAGCCCUUCUGAAUAUGACAGCAAACAGGAGCAUCAACUCGUGACAUCUUUGAAACAAUUUCCCCUACAAUUCUGCACACCACGUUCCAAGCGGAAUAUUCAAUUCUAUUGUACAGACAUGGGUUGUUAUGGCUUGCUGUUUUAUAUCCUCAUUUAACACUUUUGGUUUAUGGAGUUUUGGUUUUCAUAAACUUAUACGUUCAAUUUCACUUUAUAUCUAUGUAUGGAAA
Molecule: messenger RNA, 1420 nt
Organism: Hypanus sabinus (Atlantic stingray)
Lineage: Eukaryota; Metazoa; Chordata; Chondrichthyes; Myliobatiformes; Dasyatidae
Exons: 6
Coding region: 43-996 (317 amino acids)
Cellular component (GO): plasma membrane
Source: RefSeq, a predicted model, not a curated record